AUAUGACCCCUUUAAGGAAAAUACCAGCAUAAGCAGUAGCCUAUCUUAAACUAAUUGUCAACCAUGUUUAGUAGUAGUUGUUCUCAGUGGCUCUAUAUCUAUUUUAGUAUCUUUGCUCGCGUGAGCUUUGUAAAGAGGACUUUAUUUACACAAAUAUACAUGUUUAGCAAAUAUUUGAAAACGGCGACGUUUAUAUUAACUUGGUUACAGAGACUUGUGUAUUUAAGAAGAGUUGUGCGGACGUGCCACGUCAUACAGCGUGAAUCCAUCCAUUGGUCAAACACAAACAUAUGCUGCUCCUUUUUGCUCCCUAUGGCAGUUUUACGCCCCAAACAGUAAAUAAUAUUUUGCCCAAUCAGCUUAACAAAGCUAAUACCUUCGAGAAACACUUUUAUGUUUGUCAUAUGCAUCUUUAAAGGCUUUGCAAUCGCUUCUAGCAGUCGUUCCCUUUGUGUUGGUUUCUUUUGCAUCACUUUUCGAGACAAUGGAGUCUCUUCGCCAUCAGCGCUUACAGCCCGGUAUCGGAUACGGAGCGAGCGCGACCGGGACUCUCCGGUCCCUGCGGCCCGGUGUAACCGGCACUCUUUCCUCGGCACAGGGUUCCCACGUCUCGGUGUCUGCCUCCCCGGGGCCGCCGCCACCACCGCCGCCCCUUCAGCUCCACAGCCUCGGGUCCGGUAUCAUGGGCAGCGGGUUCGGUUCGUUGGACAUGUCGGCGGGUCUGGGUCUGUCCAAUCCCACCAACCCCGCGGUUCUGAGAGAGGCAGUGGACGCGGUGGUCCGGAGCUUUGCCAAACACACGCAAGGAUACGGCAGGGUGAAUGUCGUGGAGGCCUUGCAGGAGUUCUGGCAGAUGAAGCAGUCACGAGGUGCUGACCUGAGGAACGGGGCUCUUGUAGUCUAUGAGAUGGUCCCAUCCAAUAACCCCCCUUAUGUCUGCUACGUCAGUCUCCCCGGUGGAAGUUGCUUCGGGAGUUUUCAGUUCUGCCCAACCAAAGCUGAAGCAAGACGGAGCACGGCCAAAAUUGCCCUAAUGAAUUCUGUUUUCAAUGAGCAUCCAUCUCGACACAUCACAGAUGAGUUCAUAGAGAAGAGUGUGUGUGAGGCUCUAGCCUCUUUUAAUGGAAACAGAGAAGAAGCUGAUAAUCCUAGUACAGGCAUCGGUGCUUUUCGGUUCAUGUUAGAGUCUAACAAGGGGAAAUCUAUGCUAGAGUUCCAGGAACUGAUGACGGUUUUCCAGCUUCUCCAUUGGAAUGGUAGUCUCAAAGCCAUGAGAGAAAGGCAAUGCUCUCGUCAGGAAGUGCUUGCUCAUUACUCCCACCGAGCGCUAGACGAUGACAUGCGUACACAAAUGGCCGCCGACUGGGUCAGUCGAGAACACACUUUAUCCGGUACAAUCAAUCGAGAGAUGGCCGCCACCGAGCGCGAGCUGGAAGAGGCCCGUCUGGCAGGACGGGAGCUGCGCUUUUAUAAGGAAAAGAAGGACAUUCUGCUCAUGGCAGUGGGGCAGCUAGGUGGGUCAAACACUACAACUCUGCCCUGCACAUGCUGAAGAGUAUGAAGACGUGUCACACGUGGCGUAUGAUUGUACCAGAUAGCACUCCAAAACUCCAAACAGUCUUUUUUAACUUGUGUUUGUGUGGGAGGAGUAUAAUUUCACAGACAAAAACGGUGAUGAAUUAUACAUUUCUUUCUUUUUGAUCUGAACAUGUAAGGCAUUUUAAACUUGAACAGAAUUAAGCGCAAUAUUGCUAUUAUUACUAUAUCAGUAUUAUCCUCCAGUGUUAUCGGUUGACUGUACUGGCACAUGGACCUACUAUGUCGGGAAAAUCUGAUUUUGAGGCCUUGUUUGCAUUGUACUACUCAUGAAUCCUAUUACACGUGGGCGUUACAUUUUAGCGAAUUCGCCAAA
Molecule: messenger RNA, 1912 nt
Organism: Sinocyclocheilus anshuiensis
Lineage: Eukaryota; Metazoa; Chordata; Actinopteri; Cypriniformes; Cyprinidae
Gene: lix1l
Product: limb and CNS expressed 1 like
Exons: 6
Coding region: 485-1552 (355 amino acids)
Biological process (GO): autophagosome maturation
Cellular component (GO): cytoplasm
Source: RefSeq, a predicted model, not a curated record